This is a messenger RNA of Tachyglossus aculeatus (Australian echidna), 2676 nucleotides long. RefSeq names its product pentatricopeptide repeat domain 3 (gene PTCD3). The transcript is spliced from 24 exons. The coding region runs from base 114 to 2093 and encodes 659 amino acids. Gene Ontology annotation, molecular function: rRNA binding; protein binding; ribosomal small subunit binding. Gene Ontology annotation, biological process: mitochondrial translation. The record is from RefSeq and is a predicted model, not a curated record. Gene Ontology annotation, cellular component: mitochondrion. Lineage: Eukaryota; Metazoa; Chordata; Mammalia; Monotremata; Tachyglossidae.
UUGAACCCGUGACCUCUGACUCCAAAGCCCGGGCUCUUUCCACUGAGCCACGCUGUAGAAUUCGAAACACGCACUGGGGCCGGCCAUUGGGAUUGAGGACACCAUUUCACCACAUGGUAUCUCUCCUGCCUGAAAGGCUUUAUUCUGGAGCUGCAUCCCUCCCAAGGGCAACGACAGGUCCCACAGGUACCGAAGAGGAGAUUGUCAUUCCAAAAAGGAAAACGUGGGAUAAAUUAGCAGUUCUCCAAGCCUUGGCGUCCACCGUGAACAGGGAUCCUACAGCCGCCCAUUAUGCAUUUCAAGAUGACCCUUUCCUCAUCCCUACAUCCUCUAGUGAAUCUCGCUUGUUUUUGUUGGCCAAGGAGUCUGGGGAGAAAGCAGCACAAUACGUUAUCAGAACAUACCCAAAAUUCUUUGAAAAGGACAUAGCUGAUCCUCAUAUUCCGUGCCUGAUGCCCGAGUACUUUGGACCUCACGUCGAGCCUCAGAUCGAGGAAAUAAGCGAGGCGGCCCUGCAGGAGCGCGUCCAGCUUCGCAAAGUGAAAGCUUCGGUGGACAUGUUUGACCAGCUCCUACAAGCAGGAUCCCCCGUGUCAUUGGAAACAGCAAACCAACUUUUGGAUUUAUUGUGCUUCUACGGCGACCAAGAGCCCCCCAGGGAAGAUCAGCCUCGGCAAAGGGAAGAAUUGGGAGAAAUGGAGGAAGACCCAGAAGAGGAAAAUGAGACUACAUCUAGGCGGAAAGGCGUUGGUCAGUUUGGAAAGAAUUGGAGAGCCAACAACAACGCAGAAAGGAUCUUUAACCUAAUGCCAGAGAAAAAUGCCCAUUCCUACUGCACGCUGAUCCGCGGGAUGGUGAAGUACAGAGCUAACAAGAAGGCGUUCAGCGUGUACACAGACCUGUUGAACAACCGGCUGAGAGCCGACGUGCACACCUUCAAUGCGUUGAUUGAAGCGGCUGCGGCAAUGAAAGAUCUCCAUGAGGAAAAGUGGGCUCUUAUGGUGGAUCUUUUGAAGCAGAUGGCUGCCCAGGGGUUGAAGCCUAACCUGCAGACUUUUAACACCGUCCUGAAGACCCUGAAGAAACUUGGCGUGGCUGGCAGGAUCCCUGCCUUACAGACUCUGAAUGAAAUGAAAGCCGUCAACAUAGAACCUUCACUGGCCACAUACUACCAUCUCCUUGAGAUCUUUUAUAAACACGUUCCAUCUACCAGAGGACCGGCCCCGCUGAUCUACGAAAUAAUGAAUGAGAUACAAGGAAAGAGAUUUUUUCCGCGGGAUCUAGAUGACGAUAAAUUCUUUCAGGCUGCAAUGAGGGUGUGCUCUUCCCUGAAGGAUCUGGAACUCGCCUAUCAAGUACACGACCUGCUGCAGACGGGGGACAACUGGAAAUUCAUCGGCGGCGACAGUCAGCGGGUCUUCUAUUACGGCAAGUUCUUUGGCCUCCUGUGCCUGAUGGAGCAACUGGACGUGACCUUGAAGUGGUACAAGGAGCUGAUCCCUUCGGUCUACUUCCCUCACGCCCAAGCCAUCGUGAAUCUCCUCCAGGCCCUGGAUAUGGGGAGCCGACUAGACAUGAUCCCUCAGAUCUGGAAAGAUAGCAAAGGGUUCGGCGUCUCUGGGCGAGCCGAAGUGAAGGAAGAGAUCCUGGAGCUAAUGGCGAGAGAUAAACACUCCCCAGAGCUGCAGGCUGUGUUCGCCGACUGCGCUGCCGACGUCAAGUCUACCCACGAAAACCAAGACGGAGGGCGGGGGCCUUCCGACUGGACGGCCACAUCCCUGGCCAACAUCGCCAUCCUCUUCCUAAGGGCCGGAAGGACCCAGGAAGCCUGGAAAACGUUGGGGCUGUUCAAGAAACAAAACAGAAUUCCCAGAAGCGAACUGCUGAAUGAGUUCUUGGACAGCGCGAAGGAGCACGACAACACAAGUCAAGCCGUGGAAGUUGUGCGGCUGGCCAGUGCCCUCAUGUUACCCGCUCACGAGGCGCUCGCCCGGAGGGUGCUGUCGGACUUCCCGCUCUCCGAAGACCAGAAAAAGAUCCUGGAAGGCUUGAGAGCAGACUCCGACAGUGACAGCGACAGCGAUGAAGAGUGACGGCUUGGCCUGCUGGACCUCCUCAUGGCCGGCCUCUACGUUUCGUUGCAACGCAGCAGGCGGGCAUUUUUUACUCUUAACUCGAAGGGCAGCUCCGCCGCUGAAUCUCCUGGGGCCUUUUGAGCCCUCCUCCGAGUCGUGGAAAAGUGUCCGUGAGUGUAUUUCGCACGGGACCUGAUAAACGAGAGGUCCGGUGUCGUUCUGUAAAAACCACCCCUCCGCCCUUGGUCGCGGAUGCCUCAGGUGCGGGGCGGGAGACACGUUCUUUUUUCUGAAAUAGGAUCGGGUUCGGGUGAGGCGCUACAAAAUGAGGAAGGAAGAAGGGUCUUCCAUUUUACCACAACCGAGCUUGCUCCGGACUUCUUUAUCGUGUGAGAGGCACUAAGUCACCUGCGUUUAAUGCUCCACGUGAAAUUGAGAGGCUGAGCAGGGCAGAGGACACAAAACUCAGCGGCUUAAGCUCUAGUAGUAAUGAACCGGAGAACGCAACUUAUAAGCACCUCCUACUUGAAAUAUUUUCACUCUCUAACCACUUCAAAAAUAUGCCACUCUAAGGAAAAUUAAAAUUAUUUACCCCUACUGA